AUGCCCGGCAUCUCUCUCUCCACCUUACGCCUUUUCCCCUGUGCUCCCACUGACUCGUCUGAAUUUUACGUUCGGUUCAAGGGUCCCACAGAGAAAGCUCCCUUUGAAGGUGGUCUGUGGAAGGUCCAUGUCGAACUACCAGACUCAUACCCGUACAAGUCGCCGAGUAUCGGAUUUGUUAACCGCAUCUUCCACCCAAACAUCGACGAGCUACACCAGGGGUGUGCGAUUCAGCAGACUGACAGGAUACAUCUUAGUUCCGGCUCCGUCUGCCUCGACGUCAUCAACCAGACUUGGUCGCCCAUGUACGACAUGAUCAACAUAUUUGAAGUCUUUCUGCCCCAGCUGCUGCGAUACCCCAAUCCCACCGACCCUCUCAAUGGCGAGGCUGCAGCCCUGCUCAUAAGGGAGCCCAAGAACUACGACAUAAAGGUCAAGGAAUACGUCCAAAAGUACGCCAAUAAGGAUGCUGCCGACGACGCUGGUGCCGAAAGCGAAGAUGACGACGACCUCUCAUCGGUGGCUAGCUUUGACGAGGACGAGGAGCCAGCUGGUCAGAUGGACGACGUAUAA
Messenger RNA from Geosmithia morbida, 573 nucleotides. RefSeq names its product ubiquitin-conjugating enzyme E2 H. Gene Ontology annotation, biological process: protein polyubiquitination; ubiquitin-dependent protein catabolic process. Gene Ontology annotation, cellular component: nucleus. The record is from RefSeq and is a predicted model, not a curated record. The transcript has 5 exons. Gene Ontology annotation, molecular function: ubiquitin conjugating enzyme activity. NCBI's taxonomy places the organism in Eukaryota, Fungi, Ascomycota, Sordariomycetes, Hypocreales, Bionectriaceae. Bases 1 to 573 code for a protein of 190 amino acids.